Messenger RNA from Morone saxatilis (striped sea-bass), 1482 nucleotides. It is a transcript of the gene htr3a, whose product is annotated as 5-hydroxytryptamine (serotonin) receptor 3A. The coding region runs from base 1 to 1482 and encodes 493 amino acids. Gene Ontology annotation, molecular function: transmembrane signaling receptor activity; extracellular ligand-gated monoatomic ion channel activity; neurotransmitter receptor activity. Gene Ontology annotation, cellular component: synapse; neuron projection; postsynaptic membrane. Gene Ontology annotation, biological process: regulation of membrane potential; nervous system process; chemical synaptic transmission. The transcript has 9 exons. The record is from RefSeq and is a predicted model, not a curated record. NCBI's taxonomy places the organism in Eukaryota, Metazoa, Chordata, Actinopteri, Moronidae.
AUGGAGGAUAUGGGUGUCAGGCAUCCCAAGGCCUUUCAUCAGAGCGGCGGGCAGACCUCCACUGUAGGAGAAGUGAAGAAACUGGGCGGCAGCACAGGAAGAUUUGCCAACGCCACAUUAGUGCGUCUAUCUGAGUUUCUGAGUGCGGGGUAUAAGAAGGGAGUGAGGCCAGUGAAGGACUGGAGGACGUCCACUAUAGUGGCCAUAGACCUCAUGGUUUACUCCAUCCUCAAUGUGGAUGAGAAGAACCAGGUUUUGACAACAUAUGUGUGGUACAGACAGUCUUGGACAGAUGAAUUCCUGGUCUGGAACCCAGAAGACUUUGAUGAAGUCAAACAAGUUUCUUUACCCACUGCUAAUGUGUGGGUGCCCGACAUCCUCAUCAAUGAGUUUGUAGACGUGGGGAAGUCUCCAGACAUACCUUACGUCUAUGUGACUCAUGACGGACUGGUGCGUAACUACAAGCCCAUCCAGGUGGUCACAGCCUGCACUCUCAACAUCUACAACUUCCCAUUUGAUGUCCAGAAGUGCAGCCUCACCUUCCAGAGUUGGCUACACACCAUUGACGACAUCAACAUCACCCUGAUGCGAAGCCCCGAGGAGCUCAGGGAGGACAAGAGUGUCUUCAUGAACCAGGGAGAGUGGGAGCUGCUCCAUAUUCUGUCCAACUACAAGAUCUUCAGUGUGGACAAUGACGACUAUUACGCUGAGAUGAAGUUCCAUGUGGUGAUCCGGCGGCGACCGUUGUUCUACACCGUGAACCUGCUGCUGCCCAGUAUCUUCCUGAUGGUGAUGGACAUUGUGGGUUUCUACCUGCCACCAGACAGCGGAGAGCGGGUUUCCUUCAAGAUCACACUGCUGCUGGGCUACUCUGUCUUCCUCAUCAUUGUAUCCGACACUUUGCCUGCCACCGCUAUAGGAACCCCGCUGAUAGGUGUAUACUUCGUGGUUUGCAUGGCCCUCCUGGUGAUCAGCCUCACAGAAACCGUGCUGAUUGUGCGUCUGGUGCACAAGCAGGACUUGCAGACCCCUGUCCCCCACUGGGUGAAGUACCUGGUGCUGGAAAGGGCUCCGGUCCUCUUCUGCAUCCACAAGAAGCACCGGCUCUGCUCCAGACUGUCCUCCCAGGCCUCCGACCUGGAGCACUACAAGGACAACAACUAUGGGACCGCCCAGUGCACCCUCCACCACACCUGCGAGAUAGGCCGAAGGCUCAGCCAGCACGACAGAGAAGGUGGGCUGCUCGGACUGGGGCUGCCCCCCUCCAGAGACCCCACACCGCCUGUCAUGGACAACAUCCUGCAGGAAGUGACAGCGAUACGCCACUUCCUGGAGAAGAGGGACAGGUGCCGGGAAGUUGCCAAGGAGUGGCUGCAGGUCGGCUACGUGCUGGACGUGCUGCUCUUCAGGGUGUACUUAGUGGCCGUGGUGGCCUACAGCAUCACACUGGGCACGCUGUGGUCAGUGUGGCAGGUCGCCUGA